Ahaetulla prasina is the source of this 5430-nucleotide messenger RNA. RefSeq names its product lethal(3)malignant brain tumor-like protein 4. NCBI's taxonomy places the organism in Eukaryota, Metazoa, Chordata, Lepidosauria, Squamata, Colubridae. The record is from RefSeq and is a predicted model, not a curated record. Gene Ontology annotation, biological process: regulation of DNA-templated transcription. Gene Ontology annotation, molecular function: zinc ion binding; protein binding. The transcript is spliced from 20 exons. Gene Ontology annotation, cellular component: nucleus. Bases 572 to 2611 code for a protein of 679 amino acids.
UUUUUAACUUUUUAUGUUUUAGAUUUUAUGUAACUGUAAGCUGCCCUGAGUUCCCUAUGGUAACAUGGGUGCCAAUAAAUUUUAUAAAUAAUACUAAUAGUGGAUCACCUUAUCAGUGUCUGCAGCAAAAUCUCACAGACUGAUUAUGUACAACAUUAUAUAACUGAGUUGCCAAAAUCAUAUAUUGGAAGCUUUACAAUUUAUUGGCUAUAACUGGGAUUAAUGUGGUUCUUUUUGGAUACAGAAGUUCAUUCCUGAGUUAAUUUUUUCUUAGGGGAUCUAGUUUUGGCUUCAUCUUUGCCUUUGAUUAAUGAGACAUCUUCCAGGGAUAUUUUUACUGCUUAGUAAUGAAAUCUGAUCUCAACUCUCAUUUUUUUCCUGUAUCCCCAAGCCUGUGUGCAUCCAAUUUAUAUUUUUUUUCAACCUGGGUCUACAUAUUUACAUAAAUGAAUGGUUCACUACACUCAAGUUGGAAAACCCUGCUUAGUCGAAUAUAAUUUACUCUUCCGUUCAGAACCCGAAGACAGGAAUCGUUCUAGACCGGAACUGAAGACUUACCUGUUCUGGACAAAUGGAGAUCUUUGAGAAAUCUUAUCAGGAGCGUAAAGACAGACUGUCUAAGGACAAUACCACCAACUGUGGGAAACAGACAAAUAACAGUCAGAUUCGAGAAACCGAUAGACCCUCCAAGCGGCUUCGAAGGAAAAGGAAGCUGCUUUUAGACUCUGAAGAAGAAGAAGAAAAUGGAGACGAGGAGGAGGAAAAGAAUAAAUUGAAUCCAAAAAACCGCAAGAAUGCAAAAUCAGUGAAGCAAGCUAUUCCUGCAAAGAAGAAUGUUUGGAACUGGAUGACAUACUUAGAAGAAGAACGAAUGCCAGCUGCUCCCUUGAAACUUUUCAAAGAGUCUCAGUCCUUUCCACAAAACAAAAAUGGAUUUAAAGUUGGAAUGAAGCUUGAAGGACUGGAUCCUGAACAUCCAUCUUUAUUUUGUGUUCUUUCUGUUGCUGAGGUGCAGGGGUACCGAAUGCGAUUACAUUUUGAUGGUUAUUCAGAGUUUUACGACUUCUGGGUUAAUGCUGAUUCAACAGAUAUCCAUCCUGUUGGCUGGUGUGAAAAAACAGGUCACAAGCUGCUCCCUCCUAAAGGUAGAGGUUACAAAGAUGGGGAAUUUAACUGGGCUUCAUAUUUGAAGACCUGCAAAUCUCAGGCUGCCCCCAAAAAUCUUUUCAAGGUCCUAAGCACACCAGUCACGCCUUCUGGUUUUCGGGUGGGCAUGAAGUUAGAGGCAGUAGACAAAAAGAAUCCUUCCCUCAUGUGUGUGGCAACCAUUGCAGACAUGUUGGAUAAUCGACUGCUAGUUCAUUUUGACAACUGGGGUGAAAGCUAUGAUUACUGGUGUGAUGCAAGCAGUCCAUAUAUACGACCUGUUGGUUAUUGCCAAGAAACUGGAACUCUCUUAACAACACCAGCUGAAUACAAAGAUUUCAAAAGCUUCUCAUGGGAGAAAUACCUGGAAGAAACUGGUUCUCAGGCAGCACCAGCACGAGCAUUUAAACUGCGUCCAGCUCAUGGAUUUCAGAGUAACAUGAAACUAGAAGCGGUAGACAGAAGAAACCCCAUGCUAAUUAGAGUGGCAACCAUAAUUGAAAAGGAUGACUAUCGUGUCAAGGUGCACUUCGAUGGUUGGGAUCAUGCCUUUGAUUUUUGGGUUGAUUCUGACAGUCCAGAUAUUCAUCCCAUGGGCUGGUGUACCAAAACUGGACAUGCCUUGCAACUCCCACCAGGGACUUCCAAUGCAGCAUCAACCCCAGCAGGACAAGUAUGCCCUACUCCUGGAUGUCAGGGAUUGGGUCACGUCAGGGGACCCAGAUACGGAACUCAUUACACGUUAAUUGGCUGCCCUUAUUCCGAAGCCAGUCGCACUCGAGAGGGUUUGUUACAGGAUCGCCUUGGUGGAGAAAAACCAUCACCUGGUAGCGGUGCUCCCAAACCCAAGAAAUCUGACAUUUCAGCACAACUUACAGAUUUGCAAGAAGAUUCUCCACAGUCCAGAAAGUCAUCCACGCAAGAAGGAGAGAGGUCAGGGAGAAGCAGCGUUCAUAGUUUUUCUGAACAGUCUGAGACCAGCCAAGAGAAAGACUGGGCCGAAGGGGAAACCCCUACCAUUACUAAAAUCAAAGCGAAAGGGAUUGGCUGUUCACAUAGCUAUAUAAAGCUCCAGCUAGUGAAGCAAGAGGCCGAUGGAGAAAGAGACACCGCCUUUGCUCUGCAGCAGACCCUCCACCAGUCUGUCUUCAUGCCUUCCCUGUCUACCAAUCCGACCCACCGUCUCCAUCUCUGCUGGGAGCAGCACUGCAAACUGCUGCCGGAGGUCUCGGGCCUCACUGCUAAGAAUGUGGCCAAAUGGAGCGUGGAAGAGGUGGCUGGCUUCAUUCAGCGUCUGCCCGGUUGCAAAGAUCAGGCCGCUCUUUUUCGACAAGAGCAAAUUGACGGCGAAGCUUUUCUUCUCCUCAAUCAGUCAGACAUCGUUAAAAUCCUUAGCAUCAAACUGGGGCCUGCAUUGAAAAUAUACAAUGCAAUCCUCAUGUUUAAGACAGCAGAAGAAGACUGAUGGAGAGAUUUUCCUCUGGGCCAGAGCUGUGAAGGACCUCCCAAGUGCAGCUCGACAGCAAAGCGCCCAAUCUCCUGUUUGUUCCUAAAGACUGAGUUGAUUGGAAGCUCGGAAAGAAAGCGGACAGAUCGUUAUUUCACACGGUUGCGGAUAGAGAAUUCUGAAAGCAUUCUGAAAUUCAGUCCCGUCGGCAGCUUGGAACGGAUGCAAUGGCUUCCCUUCUAGGAAGAGAUGUUUAUUAUUAUUAUUUUUCCUAAUUGAAUUUGGAUAUGGUUAUAUUGAUCUUUUGUAAAGAUCUUGAUGAUGCCUCUAGUUAUAAGAGGAAUCCUGAGUAUUUCUAUUGAUGGGAAGCUAAGUUCAAAGCAAACUCACUUACCUAUUGUAGUGCCUAACAGAGAAUCUGGCUCACCAUUGGUGUUCUUCUAAACCUACAACUGGGUUUAAGAGAGUAAGGGAAAGAGUGAGAUACUUCAAAGUAGUGCAGAUGAAUUACUCAUCAAAGUCCUUUGUCGGUAGCCGGUUAGUUUUAAACCUUGUCCUUGUAUCUUGUUUAGCUAUUUAAAUAUUGGCAAUUAAUAUUUGAUGAAUUGGAGAAAUGAGGUCCAUCUCCAAGUAGAUUAAUUUUUCGGGUUAUUAUGCCUGUUUUGCACACUGCACAAUUUCAGAGUUCAAAAUAUUAAAUUAAAACUGUUAAACGAAGACCACUGGAUAUGGUUCCACUGGAAGGUAGACCAACUAUUUAAGUAUAGGAUCAGAGUAACAAAACUAUGAGACUAUGUGUUUUGUUUAGGAUUUUGUUUUUUGUUUUUUGAGGUUCCUAUCUUCCUGCAGGUCAGUGCAAGAUAGAAUGAGAUAUAUAAAGAGGCACAUCCAGCUUUGUCAUGAUAUGUAUUUCUAGCAAGAUUUAUGGAAGGUUUUGUAAAACAAGUACUAACAGUCCCUAUUUCUUUGUUUUUGGAAAGUACUGUUGUUUUACAAACAGGUAUAUUAGCUGGAACAUAAUCUCAUUUGAAGUCAGAAGGAGCGAAGCAUACUGGCCACAGAGCAUUGCCUGUCAUUUCAGUUGGGCUUUUGUCAGGAGUUUCUCAGGUCUUGCUGAAAUAUAAAAUAUAUUCCAUCUGCAUAGCAGUAGUGCCAGUUGUCCCAAGCUUUCAUAUUUUAUCCUUCCGAUAACCUAUGGAUCUAAAAAAGCCUUUUUGUGCAACAGUUCAGGGGAAAAAUAUGGAAAUGUUUUACCUCAACAUUGCUAUCACUCUCACAGUCUUGAGAACAAAAUCCAAUUAUUUUAUUCUGUAAGAGCAGGGUCUCCAAACUUGGCAACUGGAAGACUUGUAGACUUCAACUCCCAGAAUUCCCCAGCCAUCCAUGCUGGAUGGAAUACAUUUCACAUUUCCUGCUGGCUUGGGGAAUUCUGGGAACUGAAGUCCGUAAGUUGCCAAGUUUGGAGAUCCCUGUGGAUACUCUGUGGGAGAUUUUGAUAGAGCAGAGCCAUUUGGUUGGAUGAGAAAAUGAAAACUAAUGUAAGGCAUCAACAGAAUAUAGAAACGGACCAAUCUGGCAGAAGUCUUCUAUGGUCUUCUAAAAGGACAGCACAAUUUUUUGGGGGAAAAAAUGAUUUGUUUUGUCAUGAUGUUAGUUUUGUGCAAGUGAUAACUGAGUAAGUAUUCUUUACAUCUAACACUAUUCAGAUUUUUUUCCCCACUAACCACCUAUGCAUAACGUGGAACAAGGCAUUCUUUCUUAAUGGCACAUAACCUGCUAUUCCUAUGACACGUACAUUGAUUGAUCUGAUGUUUUGCAAGCAGGAAUUCUUGAAUUAAUCAAAUGAGGUCUUGUAUUUAUUUUGUGUGAUGCCACUUGUUGGUUGGGUGAACAUCGGUCUCAAAAAAGCUUUUGGGUAGCAUAGAAAUGAUGGUGUUCUACUGUGUCAUUCAUCCCUUUCUGAAGCUAACAAGGGAUGUAUGUUUUCUGGUGUGUUGGUGACAGUGCACUUUUGGUAAUUUGUCAUUGGCUUUACAAGUGAAUAUGAAAUCAGCCUUAUAAAUGAAUUUGAGAGAAAACAGGAAUGAUGUUGGCAUUUGAGUUACAACCUCUUCACAGCUAUCUCUGCUUCUGAUUUCCCAAAUUUGUAAGACUCCCUUCCUAAAAUCAAGGUGACACAAAAACAAUGUGGAAAUAUUGCACAAUCCAGGCUGCUGAAUCUGAACAAUAUUGAAUAAAUCUGCAGUGGCAAUAUGUCUCCUAUCUUUCUAUUUGUAUAUAAAUCAUUAAAAGAAUAUAAGCUUUAUCGUCACUGGUCACUUAAGGAAGGAUUAAGGAAAAGUCUCAAGAAGAAGAUGCUGAUAUGCCAUAUACCAAUAUUCUUCAACCGUGGCAGUUUGAAGAUGCUGGCUGGGGAAUUCUGGGAGUUGAAGUCCACAUGUCUUAAAAAUUGUCCAGUUUGAAAAAUUAGUGUAUUUUCAUGAAUUAAUGGCUUUAUCUAUAAUGUUAGAUCUUAAAAGAUGCUGAGGUUGAGAAACAUUGCCAUAGACAAAUGCACUGAACAGUAACCCUGCAGUAAUGGCUAAAAUUGUGGAAACAUUUUGGGAAAAAUGUAUUUUUGAGGUUUGGUGGCUAAAAAACACCACUUUUUUUUGGAGUUUCAAAAUAAUCCUAUUCUACUGCAGGAAUGGCCAGGGAAUAGCCCAGACCUUAACCCAAUUGAAAAUCUAUGGAGCCGACUAAAGAAACUUGUUAGUCAGAAGUGAUCCAGCAAUAAAACCCAGUUAAUAGAAGCAAUCCUUCAAUCUUGGUUUCACAUUAUAACAGCUGCAGAACUA